GUGGGGGAACGGGGUCGAGGACAAGGACCAAGACAGCAACGGCAAAGAGUCUCCAAUGAGAUUAGAGCAAUGGUUGUAGAUCAUGUCAUCAAUCAUGGCAUGACAAUGAUUGAGGCAGCGAGAAUGAUACAACCAAACCUUAGAAGAUCAACCGUGGCCUCAAUCAUUAGAACUUUCCGCAAUGAGAACCGGUAAGUCUUCAGCAUGCACUACAGUAAACAUUACAGUACUGUAGGCUACUCUUACUGUAAUUGUCAAAUGAUUGUACACUGCAUGCCAAUGUGCAGCACAGAGUAGGUAAUGUGACUAUGAAAAUGUGUUCUACAGUAUGAUGACAUGUUCUUCCUGUCAUAUUCCCUACAGAAUUGAGACUAGACCCAAUAGUGGAGGCAGAGGCAGACUCCUCACUGAGGAACAGGAACGGGCUGUGGUCAACAUGGUCCGGGCCAGAAAUGACAUUCGGCUUAGAGAAAUCAGACAGAACAUCCUGGACGAUGAAGAUCUCUUCAGGAAUGUGGAAGCCAUAAGUUUGCCGACCAUUGCACGUGUUCUGAAAAGGCACCAGGUGUCCCUCAAACAGUUGUACCGUGUGCCUUUUGAAAGAAAUGCAGACAGAGUGAAGCAACUGAGGAUUGAGUAUGUUCAGAGGGUGAUGGCCCUGGAUGCGGAUGACAAUCAUCACAAAUUUGUUUUUGUGGAUGAGGCAGGCUUCAACCUGGCCAAGACAAGGAGGAGAGGGCGAAAUUUAAUUGGCCAGCGGGCAACCAUACAAGUACCUGCACGACGUGGGGCCAACAUCAGUAUGUGUGCGGCGAUAUCAGAAGAUGGUGUGGUAGGGCGUAGAUCUCUGAUUGGCGCAUACAAUGCAGAGCUCCUUGUUGCAUUUCUUGAUGAGCUAACUCUAGUCUGUAGAGCUGUUGGUGUAAUUUAUGUCAUUGUGUGGGACAACGUCAGGUUCCACCACGCUCAUCUGGUGCAGGCAUGGUUUCAGGCCCAUCCACAGUUCCUCACUGUGUACUUGCCCCCAUACUCUCCUUUCCUUAACCCCAUUGAGGAAUUUUUCUCCACAUGGAGGUGGAAAGUGUAUGAUCGGCAUCCGCAUCAACAAGUGACCCUUCUUCAGGCCAUGGACAAUGCCUGCGAUGACAUUACAGCAGACCAGUGUCAGGCCUGGAUUCGCCAUGCGCGAAGGUACUUUCCAAGAUGUUUGGCAAACGAAAACAUCUAUGCGGAUGUGGAUGAGAACCUGUGGCCCAAUCCACAAGACAGGGUUGAUGGGGAUGACGAGUGAUUGUUGAUCCUUUGUUUAGCUUUUUUUUCUUACUGUACAGUAGCCAGGUGAGGAACACGGCAGUUUGUUUUGCAGGACUUUUUUUUUGUUUUGUUACAGUAAUUGUUGCUUUCAUUCAACCUAUGUUGUCAUUUAGUUUGUAUUCAUCAAUAAAUUUCAGCUUUGUUCAAUGAU
Amblyraja radiata (thorny skate) is the source of this 1465-nucleotide messenger RNA. RefSeq lists its product as uncharacterized. Gene Ontology annotation, molecular function: nucleic acid binding. The record is from RefSeq and is a predicted model, not a curated record. The transcript has 2 exons. The coding region runs from base 329 to 1291 and encodes 320 amino acids. Lineage: Eukaryota; Metazoa; Chordata; Chondrichthyes; Rajiformes; Rajidae.